Messenger RNA from Populus nigra (black poplar), 570 nucleotides. RefSeq lists its product as uncharacterized. NCBI's taxonomy places the organism in Eukaryota, Viridiplantae, Streptophyta, Magnoliopsida, Malpighiales, Salicaceae. Gene Ontology annotation, cellular component: endoplasmic reticulum. The record is from RefSeq and is a predicted model, not a curated record. The coding region runs from base 179 to 385 and encodes 68 amino acids. The transcript is spliced from 3 exons. Gene Ontology annotation, biological process: endoplasmic reticulum unfolded protein response.
AUAUAAGCGAAAAGAAAUAUCGAAAACAGAUCGAGAGACAGGAGAUAAAUAAAAGCCUAAAAGUGAGACCCCAGGGAAAGAUUUCGCCGGAGAGGUGAAGACUCGGACACGCCCGCAACCUCGUGCUACGCUUUUUCGCUCAAACCGUUUCCGGCCACCGGAUCUCCCUGCUGUAACUAUGACUACAUCAAGGCGUCUUGCUGAUAGGAAAGUCAAUAGAUUUGACAAGAACAUUUCUAGGAGAGGAGCUGUGCCCGAAACAACCACGAAAAAGGGAAAGGACUAUCCCGUUGGUCCUCUUCUCCUUGGAUUCUUCAUCUUUGUUGUCAUUGGAUCAUCUCUAUUCCAGAUAAUCAGGACAGCUACAGACGGAGGCAUGGCCUAAAUUGUUUUGGGAUGGCAGCCGCAUGUGGUUGUUUUCAUCACAUUUCUUAUUAGCAUGCAUGUAGGAGAGGCAAAAACUCUUUUACUAGAUCUAUUGUUAACCUUGUACUCAAGAACUCGAAUGUUUGAUGUGUAACUGCUGCCUUUCCCGUGCUGCUUAAUUAAAUUGUUCGUUUUAGUUUUGCA